Messenger RNA from Gloeophyllum trabeum ATCC 11539, 1120 nucleotides. RefSeq lists its product as uncharacterized. Gene Ontology annotation, molecular function: hydrolase activity. The transcript has 3 exons. The record is from RefSeq and is a predicted model, not a curated record. NCBI's taxonomy places the organism in Eukaryota, Fungi, Basidiomycota, Agaricomycetes, Gloeophyllales, Gloeophyllaceae. Bases 170 to 943 code for a protein of 257 amino acids.
CUCGCUCCCGCGACGGCACACGCAGCAGUGAUCCCGCUUCUAGUCCUAGCUUGCAUGCUAUGCAGUAAACACAGCGUGUACGCGGUAAACCACAAGAUCUUGAGGUACUAGUAUAGAAGGCGCUCCACUACCUCCCUCUCAGCUUCUCCGAAUUCGCUAUCGCCCUGCCAUGUUUUCUUUUGGACGACGCCAGCAGGCGCAAGCGUCAAGACAAACGCAAACAUCAAGUCAGUCGCAAGCAUCAAGACAACUGCAAUCGCUAAGGCGGCCUCCUGGGCCGCCUGCGUUAUCCGAUUUGUCCACGCCGGCGGUGCCAGAUAGCUUAUGGUUUGCGUCGGACUUCCUACUCGGUGCGGGCAUGGUCAUUUUACAGCCAGCCACGGAUAAGAUUGUCGUAGUGUACGAUUCGGCGUCGAGAACCUGGUUUCUUCCGAAAGGCAGAAAGGACGUCGGAGAGAGCACGGAGCAGGCCGCGCUGAGAGAAGCAUACGAGGAGUCUGGAUAUCGUGCUCGGUUCCUGCCCUUGGUCAGCUACAGUAGAGCGCCUGCUCCGGGUUCAAGAUUUAAUGAAGAGGCUACCACCGAGCCGAUAUUUCUGUCCACACAAUACUUCCGGCCGCGAUACGAAAACGACUACGGAGGCGAAUAUUUGACGUUCUGGUACGUCGGAGAGAUUUCAGAGAACGCCGUGCGAGAAGAACACACGGGAAUGGAAGAUGAGCAGCACUACGUUAGCUAUCUCCUGAGUCCUGCAGAAGCGCUACAAAGGCUUGGACGCACCUCUGUGCAAGGCAAAAUUGUAGAGGUGGCAUGGAUACUGUUUAACCAGACGUAUCGGCAACGACCUGAUGCCACACAAACAGAGGAGCCGCCUCAGAGGACACAACGCUCCUCACGUUCGAGUAUGCAGCGCGCGUCGAGAGCAGCCGGUGGAUCGGCCUAAAUGUCACUCCACGUCUCAAGGUCUUAGGUCGAAUCCUCACGAAUGCUGUGUCUUUUGAGGUUCACUCAUCGAUACCCGGACUUUUGUUAUAUCAUGUUGUAAGUAUAGACCCCAUCACGUUUGCCCCUUGGGUACCCUUGUACUGCUAGCCACUCUGUCGCAAAUGCUGUCGAUGCC